Molecule: messenger RNA, 964 nt
Organism: Vanessa atalanta (red admiral)
Lineage: Eukaryota; Metazoa; Arthropoda; Insecta; Lepidoptera; Nymphalidae
Exons: 6
Coding region: 23-964 (313 amino acids)
Source: RefSeq, a predicted model, not a curated record
GACUUCGUAUAAAAGCUAAGAAAUGUCGUUAUUGCCUGAUUUAGACGUUAAAUCUUUGCUUAAUGUCGUAGAGGAAAAUUUCGAGCGAGUUGGCUUGAAAUCUUUUGCUAUUUGUAUGAUAUACAUCGGAGAGCAUGUUCUGCCAAAAGAUCAGUUAAUAAAAAAUUUCGAAGCAACAAUAAACGACGUCAAUGCCGGUUAUUGUGAUAUUAAAUUGUGUGGUUUGCUUAUGGUUUAUGACAGUUAUUUUAUACAUAUAAUUGAGGGUUCUGAGGAUACUGUUCAUAGACAUCUAAGAUUUUUAUUUGAACGCGAAGUGAAAUGGGUACAGCAGAAUACUCAAGAAGAUGAAGCUUCAUCUUCAGCGGUAGAAGAUGGGAAGGAAGGUCUUACUGUUAUUCUAGGAGAAGAAAAGGUGGCUACACAUGAAAUUAUAAUGUUCAAGCGUUUGAAAAUGCUAACUGUAUAUCAUUGCAUACAAACACUUACGUUUGAAGAUUGGCGAGCUUUGACCGCUCGGCCGCCGUCUCUCAUUGGCACGCUGGAUAUUCAUGGUUCAAUGGUAGAACACAUGGAACAAUUGCGAAUUUGUCUCGAUAAAAUUAAAAGAAUUUGCGCAUAUGCGAAAGCUGAUCAAGAUUUGUCGUUCGAGGGUUUAAGCGCAGUAGACCCUAAAAUGGAAGCGUUACCUGAAGCGGCUUUAUUGGACUAUCUCUUACAAUCACGAUUCAUUUUAGAUCUUCGACAUGUUGUACAUUUACAUCGACGUGUUGACGACUACGCUUUCUACUUCGAGAACGUAUGGCCUCUUCCUACUCACUUCACACCUCGUCUUCUCUACAAGUUGAAAGUAGAUGAUUCAUUUGUGGAGCCUCUUCCCGUGAUGCCAUGGGAGAUGAUACAAAAAGAAGUCGAUGAAGAGGAAAGGGAAGAACGGCAAAGUGGUAGUUCUUCAAGCGAUUAA